ACUCACACCACACACUCCCUUUUACUACUUCACCACUACCGAUCUGCUCCUUCACCAUUUUUGUUCUUUAAACUCGUCCAUCCUCUACUUAAAACAUGGCUGGGACUGGAGUUUUUGCCGAGAUUUUUGAUGGAGAAGUGUAUAAAUAUUAUUCUGAUGGAGAAUGGAACUACUCAGCUUCUAAAAAAACUGUUGCCAUUAUCAAUCCUACCACCAGAAAAACUCACUACAAGGUUCAAGCUUGCUCUCAAGAAGAGGUAAACAAGGUGAUGGAAUUAGCAAAAAGUGCACAAAAAAGUUGGGCGAGAACUCCUCUUUGGAAAAGAGCAGAGCUGCUUCACAAGGCAGCAGCUAUUCUGAAGGAGCAUAAGGCUCCAAUUGCUGAGUGCCUUGUCAAAGAAAUUGCUAAACCAGCUAAAGAUGCAGUCUCUGAGGUUGUGAGAUCGGGAGAUCUAAUUUCCUACACAGCUGAAGAGGGAGUGAGGAUUCUUGGAGAAGGCAAAUUCUUGGUUUCUGAUAGUUUUCCUGGAAAUGACAGAACAAAGUAUUGUCUCACUUCUAAGGUACCCCUUGGAGUGGUGUUAGCCAUUCCACCCUUUAACUAUCCAGUCAAUCUUGCUGUUUCAAAAAUUGGUCCUGCAUUGAUUGCUGGAAACUCCAUUGUCCUCAAGCCUCCAACUCAGGGUGCUGUAUCUUGCCUGCAUAUGGUACACUGCUUUCACUUGGCUGGUUUCCCCAAAGGAUUAAUCAGCUGUGUGACUGGUAAAGGCUCUGAGAUCGGUGACUUCCUUACUAUGCAUCCUGGUGUUAACUGUAUUAGUUUCACCGGUGGAGACACAGGCAUCUCAAUAUCAAAAAAAGCUGGCAUGAUCCCACUUCAAAUGGAGCUCGGAGGGAAAGACGCCUGCAUCGUCCUGGACGAUGCAGAUCUCGACUUGGUAGCAUCAAACAUUAUAAAAGGAGGAUUUUCAUACAGUGGACAAAGAUGCACUGCAGUCAAAGUUGUUUUAGUAAUCGACUCAGUUGCUGAUGCUCUAGUAGAGAAAGUCAAUAGUAAAGUCGCAAAAUUAAGAGUCGGACCGCCGGAAGACGACUGCGAUAUUACUCCGGUAGUUACGGAAUCAUCUGCCAAUUUCAUUGAAGGGCUUGUUAAAGAUGCUAAAGAGAAAGGAGCUACAUUUUGUCAAGAGUAUAAGAGAGAAGGCAAUCUUAUUUGGCCUUUGUUGUUGGAUAAUGUUAGACCGGAUAUGAGGAUUGCUUGGGAAGAACCGUUCGGUCCGGUUCUUCCGGUUAUCAGAAUCAAUUCUGUUGAAGAAGGAAUUCACCAUUGCAAUGCUAGCAAUUUUGGACUUCAGGGCUGUGUAUUCACAAGAGACAUCAACAAAGCUAUAAUGAUUAGUGAUGCAAUGGAAACCGGCACAGUUCAGAUCAACUCUGCACCGGCUCGCGGGCCGGAUCAUUUUCCUUUCCAGGGUUUGAAAGAUAGUGGGAUUGGAUCACAAGGCAUUACCAACAGCAUUAACAUGAUGGUUAAGGUGAAGAGCACUGUUAUUAACUUACCAAGCCCUUCUUACACCAUGGGUUAGUACUUAGUACUUAGUAUUAUCCAUUUAUUAGACACUCAAUAAUCACAAGUGUUAUUUGUAGCUAAUUAGUAUGCUUUUCGGACCAAAUUUGUCUUCAGACUUGUACUUGUGUGCUGUUUUCAUUAAAUAUCAAAUAGCUAAGAGUACAUUUGUGAACUAAUGGUCUUAUAUACAUCAAGUGUGGGACAUCUUACCUGGCUGGAA
This is a messenger RNA of Mercurialis annua (annual mercury), 1790 nucleotides long. RefSeq names its product NADP-dependent glyceraldehyde-3-phosphate dehydrogenase. Gene Ontology annotation, molecular function: lactaldehyde dehydrogenase (NAD+) activity. The record is from RefSeq and is a predicted model, not a curated record. NCBI's taxonomy places the organism in Eukaryota, Viridiplantae, Streptophyta, Magnoliopsida, Malpighiales, Euphorbiaceae. The coding region runs from base 96 to 1586 and encodes 496 amino acids. The transcript is spliced from 8 exons.